GUGUGGCUGUCAAGGGAUAGAGCCAACCAGAGCGCUCUGAUCGAGUACGUCAACGAAUAUCUGGCACAUGAUAUUCCUAACUUAUUGCCAAGGACUCCACAUGGUCAUAUCUGGAAACAAAAUACUUUCUGACAGCAAGUUGUGUGAAUCAAGAAGCUCAGGCAUAAAUAUAUGAAAAGCAUUGUACUAACAUUUCCUGUACAAUGUACAGCCAAUGAAAUUGCUCCCAAUCAACCAAAACAUUAUGUAACUUAAUGCUCAUUGAAAAGUACAAAAUACGUGAUGGUAAUCUAAAAUACUUCAAUUAAUUAUAAAUUCAGUGCACUCUGCUUUAAUAGUGUGCUCAUGAUACAAACAACUUAGGUAGGUGCAGUGAAUAUUGACUCUGGGUGGGCAACCGGCUUCAAUGACUUCAUAUUCAACACAAAGAAGUAUCCCAAUGCAUCUGAUAUGAUUGAGUACUUUCACUCCAAGCAAAUCAAAGUGAUCGUUUGGACGACAUCCAUGGUCGAUGUCGACUCUCCAAACUACAACGAAGGUUUGUCCAAUGGCUUCUACGUUCGAGACUUGAUUGGAAAACCUGGUACCAUAAAAUGGUGGCAUGGGCAUGGAAGUCUGGUAGACUACAGCAAUCCCAAAGCAGUAGAAUGGUGGCAUAAGCAGAUGGACUUGGUUUUGAAUCUUGGUAUUGAUGGUUGGAAGUGUGAUGGCACAGACCCUUAUAUUUUAGAGUUGCCGUACUCUCAUGGUUAUGGAGGAUUCCUAACACAUCGAGACUAUGCAAAUGCGUACUAUGGAGAUUUCUUCAACUACACGCGAUUGAAACGGGGAAAUGACACUCUGAUAAUGUCAAGACCGGUGGAUGGCUACAAGUUCCUCUACUUGGAGUUCAGUCCUCAUUCAGUCAUGUUUUCUGGUUGGGUCGGAGACCAAGAUCCAACAUUCGAUGGUUUAGAAGCAGCCUUAAAACGAUACCUGCAAUCAGCAUGGGACGGAUAUGCCAAUUUUGGAUCAGAUAUAGGCGGUUAUCGCACUGGACAGGGUACACUGGGAAGAAGUCGAACACUCUUUCUAAGAUGGAUGCAGCUCGGAGCUUUCUCACCGCUCAUGGAAAAUGGAGGCAACAAAGAACACCGACCAUGGAUGUUUGAACCAUCCAAUGAAACAACAGCUAUUUACAAGAAAUAUGUGAGUGCACACCUGAUGUUGAUGCCUUAUCUGUUGGCCACUGGCUCGAAAGCCUAUGAGACACGAAGCAGUUCUAUUACACCUCUUGCUAAGCAUGAUACCUUCAUACACAAGUUGAUUGAUGAUUUCAAACCCACGACGUAUAACUACCUUCUGGGCAGUGACAUUCUAGUGUGUCCGGUGAUCAAUGAUCCGGCCAUUGUGGACGUUACCUUUCCUACUGGAUCUUGGGUGGAUUUCUGGAAUUCAUCGAAUGUAUACAAAGGCGGUGAUAAUCAUACAUUCACUCCAGAUUUAGCCACUUUACCGGUAUUCUAUCGAGCAGGUGCUAUCAUUCCUCUCAGAAUUAGAGACAAUCUCAACAGUUUUGGAGAUGAAACAUUUCAGGGGUCUCUCACUUUCUAUGUCAAUCGUCCAAAAAUCAACAUUCAACAUUCCGUUGAAGUGCGUGACCAGGAAUCGGGUAUGAUCGCUUCUUACUGGCUAAAUAGUCGUUCAACAUAUAUUCUCUUUGAGGUGACUGCUCAUCGUUCUGAAAUGGUGAUUAUCGUUCUCCAACAUGUUCUUCACCCUACAAGGAUCACUUCACGGUCAGUUGGCAAUCCCAAUAAGCCAGCUGAUCUAAGAGAACUGUCUUCUCUACAAUCACUGCAAUUGGUUGGUCAUGGAUUUUUUUGGAACUCAAAAAUAGAGCGACUUGUGAUCAGACCCGACAUUUCAUUAAUUGGAAUUUCAUUGACAAUCCAUUUUUAGUACCAUUGCAUAACUGGCCACAAGAGGUAAAUUUUUCAUUUCUUCCUGAAGGAAACUCAACGGUUCCGUUACAAAUAACAUUUACAUUAAUUUUGUAAAAAAUAAAGAUAAUGUUGUCACAUGUA
Molecule: messenger RNA, 2066 nt
Organism: Corticium candelabrum
Lineage: Eukaryota; Metazoa; Porifera; Homoscleromorpha; Homosclerophorida; Plakinidae
Product: alpha-glucosidase 2-like
Exons: 11
Coding region: 451-1941 (496 amino acids)
Biological process (GO): carbohydrate metabolic process
Molecular function (GO): hydrolase activity, hydrolyzing O-glycosyl compounds
Source: RefSeq, a predicted model, not a curated record